Amoebophrya sp. A25 is the source of this 2472-nucleotide messenger RNA. Lineage: Eukaryota; Dinophyceae; Syndiniales; Amoebophryaceae. The record is from the annotation of a GenBank genome assembly.
CACCUCGAUCUCACUCCCGUAAGAUGAAUGUCACCCGAUAGAUGUACAUGUAUAACAGUAGUUUUUUUUCUGGGCCUUUGUAGGUAACCCUGUAAAGAGUAGUUCUCGCAUUUGCGGUACUUCAGCGAUGGUAUAGGCGAGUUAGAGUAGCUGUGGCUAGCCGCGACGUUGUCGCGUUGCUGCACCACAAAUCCAAAACAUGAUGGCGUCUCAUUGUCGUUUUCUCUUGCCCUGUGCACCUGCGUCAACAAGGCGAACCUUGUUCGUCGCGACAUGCCUUCUACGACAGCUCUCGCCUUCCGAGGCAACGCGACUGUUUAAACGUGUAAUAGCGCGCCGGUCUACUUCUACUGCACAAAGGUCGGAUUCACCAUGUACAGGACUCGCAGAAAAGGAAUGCCUGGCAAAAGGCAGCAACUGCAUGUUCUUGCAGUUUGAGGGGUCUGACGCACCUUCGUGUCUGCCCUGUACACAGGGGUUAUGGCAGAAUCUACAGAAGUAGCCUUGAUGGAGGAGCACCCUCCGUCAUUGUUUCACGCUCACCGCAAAAAGGAGAAAAACUACAAUGUUCGCAUCUGUCUUCUAGCAAUCAUUAUCAUGAAACUUAAAGAUAUAGUAUUAGACCAGGUAAAUACGGAAAACUCUUCAGGGAAGUAGGCGUUGUAGGUCCAAUUCGAACCGACUGACAAUCUCAUAAGUCAUAAGAACCGGACUCGCUUGUUCACCUUUUCCAAAGUCACUUUCAUCACGAGCAGCUCCAGUCCCCUGUCCUCCGGAAAAGAGCCUGUUUGGUGCCUCCAAGGUCGUCAAAAAAUGCGACAUGACAUGCGCGCAUCAGGCUGUCCUCACCAAGGUUUCAGAUUGCACAGACGUAAGUAGUUUCACGGUGACGAGGAAUCAGUGCAUGGCAAAGGGUGACGCUUCCGGAACCAAGUGCAUGUUUGUCUCGUAUCAAACUGGGGCGGGAGACGUACAGAGGACCAUGUGAUGAUGUGCACUUCUUGUUGACAACUUGCUAUCUACAUCUACUUACAGACCAUGAUGUGCACUUCUUGUUAAAGUUGUCACAUCUACUUGUACUUCUACCAGGACCAGUCUACACGACAUGAUUUGCUUGAACUGGAAGUAGAUCCAUCACAUCUAAUCUCAUAAUUAAUCACUUGAACAACUCGAAGUGGAUUUCUACUUCCACCACAUCUAAUCUCGUAAUCAGGUUCGAAACGUUUGUGGCCCAUGUGAGGUCGGCGGGGUGGGUACGAUCGCUUGUUAUGCCGCCGGAAACCAGGGACCGGAAGCCGGAUCGACAGUGGUGGAUUGCGUUAGCAAGUUUAUGAGGAAGUUUAAGCUUGUUUUUCAAGUAGAGUUUUCUGUCUGAUGAGGGAAACAGAACAUGAAGUAAGCGGAUGCCUCACGAAGAAUCGUCUAAUAUUCGUGAGGAAGCUUGGGAUGAAGAUACCGGUAUGCCUUGUGGAGGCGUGACGCCGUGCUUUCCUACACCAAAACUUAAGGCUAGCUAGACUGGACCUCAUUUCUUUGAGGGUGGCUAUUACCAGCGUCCGUAGAGCCUCUUGGCCGGUGCUAGAUGUAGUUCUAGACUCCUCUGCUUGAUGUAGUUCUAGAUUCUUCAUCUGCUUGAUGUAGUUCUAGACUCCUCUGCUUGAUGUAGUUUUGGACUCCUCUGCUAGAUGUAGUUCUAGAUUCUUCAUCUGCUUGAAGAUGUUGUUGUUGAAUUCCAACUUAUUACUCCUCUCCUAGAGAUUAUUCCUUUCUUUGAGAGAUUCUGAAUAUUCUCUAAGUCGCCUCCAGCUGAAAUCGUCGUGACGGGCGUAGACGCGUUCGGAGUGAAGCCUAAGGAAGGUGCGCCUACCUAUUUCGCGGCGCAUGUGCCAGCACCGUACUCAGCAGCCGAUUUCAAAGCAGCUAGUGAAGCUGCCGCUGCUGCCGCUGGCUGGUGGCCUAGUAUCGAGAAGCCGCCGACCGCUCCAGUCCUGGUCUGGGGAGGUGCACCGGCAAAUUUAUGAAGAGACACAAAAUGAAACUCUCUCUCUAGACUCUUUCCCUUCAUCAUGUUCAUCAUCAUCUUCGAGUUUGUGUUCUUACUAUUUUUGAAAGAUGAAGGGAAUCAGCAUCCUUCUAAGAUUCAGCACAGGCUUGCCAGCCGACGUGACGCCGUAUUGGGCACCGGCUCCACCGGGUGUUCCAGGCUUAGCAGGAGCAUUGCCGGCGCCGGGAACCGGUUACUUGGGUGUACUGCCGGAUGAGCCGUUGCCAGCUUAGAGUUUGCGGUUGGUUCUUUUGUUACUGUAUUAGACGAGGUUGGUUCGUUUGUUACUAGGGUUGUUUGGCCCGGUUGUUCCAGUAUGGUUGUAUUUCCAGUAUUUGUCAUUUGUACUCGUUGUUGAUGUUUUUUCCAAACUCUUUUCCUAUGACGUUUUUGCGAUCUCAUUUCGAAGAAUCCACAAUUGCACACGG